CCCGCACCUCCGCGGUGUCGGGAAGAGCUGCGUGCGGGGCCGGCGCUGCGCCUCCUCGGCUUUGGGGUUAUAUGAUCAUUAUCGCUAUUUUUUCCCUCUUUGCCCUUCCUCCGUCCUUCAGCCGGAGCGGCGGAGCCCGGCGGCAGCGCUGGGGACUGAGGGACACGGGAGGGACGAGGCCACCGCCGGGGCAGCGGGGGCUGUGGGCUCUGCGCUGAGUGUCACCGCUGUGCGCCGGCCGCGCUCGGCGGGGAGAUGCCUCUGGAGGACAGCGGUGCGGCCAGGCGGAGCGGACAGCAUCCCUGCGGCGUCACCGGCUGCGAGGGGACACGGGACACCCUGCACCGGGACGAGCUGGCUCCCGAUGUCAGCAGGACGGGGGUGAUUGCAGAGGAUGAGGAGCUGUGGCCGCAGCUGGAUGAUGGAGAUGUGACCUCCGGACGGGGAGAAGACGCGCGCAGGGCCCUGCAGCGGGCGGGGAGCGGGGAAGCGCUGAUGGCCGAGCUCUCAGAGAGGGUGCAGAAGGUGGUGCGGAGCAGCAGCUGGUGGGAGAGGCACGGCGUGGACAUCUGCAUCCUCAGCUGCAGUCUCCUUGCGCUGCCAGUAGGAUUUCUGUGCCUGCGUUCAGCCCACGCCAUCCCUUUUCUGGUGGGUGUCCUCACCCUCGGUGUGGGAUAUCACACCCUGGCUGUGAAGGGCAGCCACCUGGCCAGCCACAACGCCCUGACCAAGUCCAAGUCCUGGGGAAAAGUGUGGGCUGUCUUCUUCAUCGAGUUCUGCUCAGCAUUCACGGCUGAGCAGGCCAGCUACAACCACGUGAAGCUCCACCAUGGCUACACCAAUGUCAUUGGCCUGGGGGACUCCAGCACCUGGAAGCUGCCUUUCCUGAACCGCUACAUCUAUAUGUUCAUCGCACCGCUCGCCGUGCCCAUCAUAACCCCCCUGGUUGCACUAGACUUGCUGAGGAACGUGGAGAUGAGGGCUGCUCUCCGCACUGUCUGCCUCAUGUCCCUGGGGCUGUGCUGCCAUUACUGCCUGCUGCGCCACGUCUCGGGCUUCCAGUCGCCGUGGUCUGCCCUGCUCUGCAUGCUGCUCACCCGCUCUCUCCUGGCCCACCCCUACAUCCACGUCAACAUAUUCCAGCACAUCGGCCUCCCCAUGUUUGCGGCUGAUCGGAAGCCCAAGCGCAUUCAGCAGAUGAGUCUGGGUGUGCUCAACCUGCCCCGCAAUGCACUGCUUGAUUGGUGCUUCGGCCACUCGCUCAUCAGCUGCCACGUGGAGCACCACCUCUUCCCCAGCCUGUCUGACAACAUGUGCCUCAAGAUCAAACCCGUGGUGUCGCAGUACCUGAAGGAGAAGCGGCUGCCCUACAAUGAGGACACCUACGGCUCCCGGCUCCAGCUCUUCCUGCAGAAGUACGAGGAGCUGAUGGUGCACGCACCGCCCAUCACAGAGCUGGUGGGCAUCCAGUGAGCCGGGGGCCGACUGCCUGCAGGGAACGUUCCUCCCGGUGUCCUGGCGCUGAGCAGCCGGCGCUGUGCAGGGACUGAGCGGGGGUUGUGCCCCCCUGGAGCUGCUUACGGACAGGGUUCAGUUCUACCCACGCUGCUUUCAUGCUUGGGGAGAGCAAAGCAAAGCCCCCUCGGCUGUGUGCUCACUGGGCAGGAGCUGCUGGGGGCGACCCAGGAGCUGUGGGAAGAUGCUGGGGGGGGGGCAGGGGGUGUCACUGCCGCUGUGCUUCACCUGGCUGGGAUGGGGGGAGUCGGUCUCUUCUGGGAACAUGGAUUUGGAAAAUUCA
Gallus gallus (chicken) is the source of this 1798-nucleotide messenger RNA. It is a transcript of the gene FADS6, whose product is annotated as fatty acid desaturase 6. Lineage: Eukaryota; Metazoa; Chordata; Aves; Galliformes; Phasianidae. Bases 256 to 1473 code for a protein of 405 amino acids. The transcript has 6 exons. Gene Ontology annotation, biological process: lipid metabolic process. The record is from RefSeq and is a predicted model, not a curated record. Gene Ontology annotation, cellular component: membrane. Gene Ontology annotation, molecular function: oxidoreductase activity, acting on paired donors, with oxidation of a pair of donors resulting in the reduction of molecular oxygen to two molecules of water.